ACGGGCACCUUCGGGUGCCGCUCGCUGUGCACCACCUGACACGCGGGAGAGGGGCGUGUCGAGCCGUCUGCACUCAGAUCUGUGUCACCUUCACUCAUACCUGUCCUACUUAGACAUUUCGGCGAUGACACUAGAGUCAAAGAGCGGUGCUGUAUAAGCCAUGAGUCACUUUCGGGCGUUAGCGGGUGUGCUGAGGGGUGGGUGUGUCGGGGGAGGUCAGUGGCUUCGUGGAUGCGGAGAGGCCCCGGCCAGGCGCUGGCUCGAUCCCCGGAGAGGGUGCACCUCCGGAUCUGCGCCUGCUCUCUCAGUGGUGGCCAGCAGCUCCAGCUAUGUGGAGGAGAUGUACUUUGCCUGGCUGGAGGAUCAUAAAAACGUCCACGAGUCUUGGGACGCAUUCUUCCGUAACAUCCAGGCCUCCAGUCCGUCUGGCGAGGCAGGUGAGAGAUGCCCCUCUGCUCUGCUCCAGGGCCGAGUGCGGGCUCACUCACCAGACAUGGCACAGAAAGUGGUGGAGGACCACCUGGCUGUGCACACUCUAAUUAGAGCCUACCAGAUUCGUGGUCACCAUGUUGCCCAGUUAGAUCCUCUGGGAAUCCUGGAGGCUGACCUGGACUCCUUUGUUCCCUCCGACCUGAUCACCACCAUCGAUAAGUUAGGUUUCUAUGGUCUUGAUGAGUCUGACUUGGAUAGGAGCUUUCGGCUGCCUUCCACCACCUUCAUCGGAGGAGAAAACACCACUCUUCCUCUUAAAGAAAUCAUACACAGACUAGAGACAUCCUACUGUGGUCACAUAGGGGUCGAGUUUAUGUUCAUUAACAACAUGGACCAGUGUCAGUGGAUUCGUCAGAAAUUUGAGACUCCGGGAAUCAUGCAGUUCACUAAUGCUGAGAAGAGAACUUUGCUAGCCCGCCUGGUCAGAUCCACACGAUUUGAGGACUUCCUGGCCAGAAAGUGGUCAUCAGAGAAACGUUUUGGUCUGGAGGGCUGUGAAGUGCUCAUCCCUGCUCUUAAAACCAUCAUUGACAAGUCGAGUGCUGCAGGCAUUGAAAGUGUAAUCAUGGGAAUGCCUCAUCGGGGUCGACUGAAUGUCUUGGCCAAUGUGAUCCGUAAGGAGCUGAAUCAGAUCUUCUGUCAGUUCGACCCCAAGUUAGAGGCCACCGAUGAGGGGUCGGGCGACGUCAAAUACCACCUUGGGAUGUACCACGAGAGGAUCAACCGUGAGACGGACAAGAACAUCACGCUGUCACUCAUGGCAAACCCCUCCCACCUGGAGGCGGUGGAUCCGGUGGUUCAGGGCAAGGCCAAAGCUGAGCAGUUCUACAGAGGAGACACUCAGGGAAAGAAGGUGAUGUGCAUCUUGAUUCAUGGUGACGCUGCUUUUGCUGGACAAGGAGUUGUAUAUGAGACUUUCCACCUAAGUGAGCUCCCCUCCUACACCACACAUGGUACAAUCCAUGUGGUUGUCAACAACCAGAUUGGCUUUACUACAGACCCUCGAGUGGCCCGCUCCUCCCCCUACCCCACCGAUGUGGCUCGGGUUGUCAAUGCACCCAUCUUCCAUGUGAAUGCCGAUGACCCCGAGGCUGUAAUGUACGUGUGCCGGGUGGCUGCAGAGUGGAGGGCCACCUUCAACAAGGAUGUUGUCAUUGACCUGGUUUCUUACAGGCGCUUUGGCCACAAUGAGAUGGACGAGCCCAUGUUCACCCAACCGCUGAUGUACAAACAGAUCCGUCGGCAGGAGCAUGUGCUGAAAAAGUAUUCUGACAAGCUCAUUGCUGAGGGAGUGGUGACGCUGCAGGAAUUUGAGGAAGAAGUUGCCAAAUAUGACAAGAUAUGUGAGGAGGCAUACACCAGCUCCAAGGAUGAAAAGAUUUUACACAUUCGACACUGGCUUGACUCCCCGUGGCCAGAUUUCUUCACAGCAGAGGGAGAGCCCAGGAGCAUGAUCUGUGUCCCCACAGGGCUGGAUGAGGAGGUCCUGCAGCACAUUGGCCAGACAGCCAGCUCAGUGCCUCUGGAAGAUUUUAAAAUCCACCCUGGUGUGUCUCGUAUCCUGCGUGGUCGAGCUGACCUGGUGACGAAUCGGCAGAUGGACUGGGCUCUGGGAGAGUACAUGGCCUUUGGCUCCCUUCUCAAAGAAGGCAUCCAUGUACGACUCAGCGGGCAGGAUGUGGAGCGGGGAACCUUUAGUCACCGUCACCAUGUUCUGCACGACCAAGAGGUGGACAAACGUAUCUGUGUUCCCAUGAACCACCUGUGGGCUAACCAGGCUCCUUACACUGUCUGCAACAGCUCCUUAUCGGAGUAUGGAGUGCUAGGUUUUGAGCUUGGCUUUGCUAUGGCCAGUCCGAAUGCUCUGAUCCUCUGGGAGGCGCAGUUUGGAGACUUUCACAACACAGCCCAGUGUAUCAUUGACCAGUUCAUCAGCCCAGGCCAGGCCAAGUGGGUCCGCAACAAUGGUAUUGUCCUACUGCUACCGCAUGGGAUGGAGGGAAUGGGCCCAGAACAUUCAUCAGCCCGACCUGAACGCUUCCUGCAAAUGAGCAAAGAUGAUCCCGAUCACUUCCCUGAGUUCUGUGGAGAUUUUGAAGUCCAGCAGUUGUAUGACUGUAACUGGAUUGUGGUCAACUGCUCCACGCCUGCUAACUACUGUCAUGUGAUCAGACGGCAGAUUCUGCUGCCAUUCAGAAAACCGCUGAUCAUUUUCACUCCAAAGUCUCUGCUGAGGCACCCGGAUGCAAGGUCCAGUUUUGAUGACCUCGCCAAAGGCACUACAUUCAAGAGGUUGAUUCCAGAUGAGAGUCCUGCGAGUCAAAACCCAGCCCAAGUGAAGAGGGUGAUCUUCUGCACUGGCAAAGUGUACUAUGAACUGGCUAAAGAGAGGAAACAGCUAAAUUUGGAGAAAGACAUCGCCAUCAUCCGACUUGAACAGAUUUCUCCAUUCCCGUUUGAUCUGGUCAGAGCAGAGUCAGAGAAGUAUGCCAACGCUGAGCUGGUCUGGUGUCAGGAGGAACACAAGAACAUGGGCUACUAUGAUUAUGUCCGGCCACGUUUUCUCACAGUGGUGGCUAACAAGAAAGCCAUUUGGUAUGUGGGACGGGACCCUGCAGCUGCUCCUGCGACAGGGAACAAGUCCACCCACCUCAAUGAGCUGAAGAAGUUCAUGGACACAGCUUUCAACCUGAGCGCCUUCCAGGGGAAGGACUUGUAAUUGAGAACUGGAACAAGAACCAGGCAGGAGGUGUAGUUUCAGCUCCAACAACCGUAGUCUAUUUAUUAAGUCUUGAUUGCACUUUUAGCUUUUUGACAAUCUGGAGCAUUGCCUCGUGUUUUUAGAAAAAAUUAUUUCAACUUCUGGUUAUCAUUUGUGAAAUUUCAGUCUGCAGCGCUAACUGAAUUCAGACUGCGCAACGUGUAAUGUUUUUUGUGAUGUUCACUGUGUCAGAUUAAAGGUUCAGUGUGUAAUAUUUAGGAGGAUCUAUUGACAUAAAUGCAACAUAAUAUGCAUAACUAUGUGUUCAGUGGUGUAUAAAGACCUUACAUAAUGAACCAUUGUGUUUUUAUAACCUUAGAAUGAGCCAUUUCGAUCUACAUACACUGCGGGUCCUCGUACAUGGAAGUCGCCAUGUUGCGCCGCCAUAUUUCUACAGUAGCCCAAACGGACAAACGGCUAUUCAGAGCGCUUUUCGUCACCAUGUUGAAUACUUACAAAGAAGAAGUAGUAGUAGUAGUAGUACUUGUAGUAGUAAUAGCAGUAGUACUCUGUUUAAUUAGAAGUAAGAAGAGACGUGAAAUUUGGACAGAGGACCACACGUAUUGUUUAGCGCAAGAGCCGACAGAGCGUGUCAGCCACCAUAGUUUCUCCUGCGCUCUUGCAAAGGGAGGGGUGAGCCGUGGUUAAGCCAUUGGUUGCAAGUUGCAACCCUCACCAAUAGAUGCCACUAAAACUUACACACUGAACCUUUAAGUGAUCAUUAUUCUAUCGUGACUCCCAUGCAUAGAAUCCCAACCAAUGUGAGAAGCAUCAUUAAGCACAACUAGGCGAGAGAAGGCUAAACAACUUUGGACAGUCUUUCCAGGGCCUCAUGUUCUAAAUGCAGAAUGAAUUAUCUUUCACUGUGACACGUUACGCAGGAUAGAAUAGAAUUGUUGUGCUUUGUUGUUCCCUGGCAAUGCCCUAUGUCAAGUGAAAGAGGUAACUUUUAUUUAUAUAGCCCCAAAUCACCCACUGUUUCCCUUUAUCCUUAGAACCUUGAUUUGUAUGAGGAAAACCUCCCCCAAAAACAUGGACCAACAUCAUGUAGUCUCAUAACAGCUUUACUGGAAGAAUCUGCACUUUAUUAAAUCAACACUAAUUAGCACAGGGCUUUUAUGGAAUAACUACAGUGUAUGUAUACACCUCAAUGUCUUGUCUAAAGAGAACCAGACACAAACUGUCAGAUCAGUCACAGCAUUGAUACUUGAGUGGUUAAGUAGCAAUAGUACACUCUUUGUAUCUUUAAUAACGUUCACACACCAAAUUUCAGAUAUGUGACAAUCUUUGUUAUUGGAAUAGCUUUAGUACUGUAGAUGCCUCCAUUGCUGCCAUGCUUAAUACUAGGAUAUAUUAGUUGUAUUUGUAUUGUUUAUUUCUUUUUUUUAGAUUAUGGAUGGAUGAAUAGUAGAAGCUAUGAGACGCACACAAACCACCAACUGGUGUACUUACACAGUGAAUGCAAAUCACAUAUCACAGGUAUGAAGACUGUUCUGAAAUUGAACACAUCAGUAGGUUUAGUGCCUGCAUUUGCUUUGGCUACCUUUGCUGUUAGUGAAGGAGUCUGUAUUUAUUGUCACACCUCACUUCACCAGGAGACAUGAGCCAGCUGGCACAGAGACUUGCAGCCAUGUUUUCUACUUAGGACAUAAGGCUCAGCUUCCUCUUCGAAGGCUGAGGGAUGCACACUGCACACACACACAUAAACAAAGCAAAGCAUUUAGAUGCUUUGAGAGCAAUAUUGACGCUGGUUGUCACAUUAAAAUCCCCAGGUAUUUAACAGAAUUGAUAUUAGUUACCACUGUGAUUAGAAAUGCUCCAUAAAACUGUGCUUCCUGUUUGGUUAUACUGUAGCUUACUGUUUCCACUUCCACCUGGGAGAUUUAACCAUUAGCCAUGCAUAAACCUUUACAUAUUUAACGAUUUAAAAAAGGUUUAAUAUGCCCACAUAUUAGUGUGGGUAUUGAAACAUGCACAACUUGAUAGAGCUGUGCUUACACUGGGAAUAAUAAAAUAUGCAAUAAAAUAUAUGUAAGUUUA
This is a messenger RNA of Micropterus dolomieu (smallmouth bass), 5293 nucleotides long. RefSeq names its product oxoglutarate dehydrogenase L (gene ogdhl). Gene Ontology annotation, biological process: tricarboxylic acid cycle. The record is from RefSeq and is a predicted model, not a curated record. The coding region runs from base 161 to 3211 and encodes 1016 amino acids. The transcript has 23 exons. Gene Ontology annotation, cellular component: oxoglutarate dehydrogenase complex; mitochondrion. Gene Ontology annotation, molecular function: oxoglutarate dehydrogenase (succinyl-transferring) activity; thiamine pyrophosphate binding. NCBI's taxonomy places the organism in Eukaryota, Metazoa, Chordata, Actinopteri, Centrarchiformes, Centrarchidae.